Gongylonema pulchrum is the source of this 350-nucleotide messenger RNA. NCBI's taxonomy places the organism in Eukaryota, Metazoa, Nematoda, Chromadorea, Rhabditida, Gongylonematidae. The record is from the annotation of a GenBank genome assembly.
AUGGAGAAUAGCUUGGAAUGGGCAAAAUCGAUCUGUCGCAAUGGCUUACGACCAUUAUUAAGAGAAUUCACGACUGUCCGAAAAUACAUACCAAAGGACAUAACAACUGAUUAUUUUGACCAAAAUGCUACCAAAAAUCGAAUUGCUCUGCAUACUCAGUUCAGGUAUACAGAUGUAAUGUGUAUCGAUAGUACACGCGUGGUCCUGCAGGGACGAUCCAAAAAAAAUAAUUACAUCCACGCUAACUGGGUGCGACUACCAUCAUCCAGGCGAUACAUUUGUACGCAGGGACCGCUCGAUGAAACCGUCGAGGACUUUUGGCUCAUGAUUUUUAAAGUAAUUUUUUGAUC